AUGGCGCCUACUCGUCGACUUCCGGAGCGGGUAAACCCCCUCAUGACCGAGGCCGUCCCUGAAUAUUCGGUCCUCGUUUCGCGCCGCCGACUUGGUCAGACUGACCUGACUGUAAAGGCCGGUCAAGUGGGUACAUCCAAUUCGACGAAGCCGAAGAAUUUGGGUACUUUCGAUUAUGCGCACCUGCGAGCACCACUUCCCAAGGGCAUCCAUUCUGGCAUCUUCAAGCCUUCGCCAGCAUCCUACUUCCUCAUGCGCCGAAGCCAUGAUGGGUAUAUCAGUGCGACUGGAAUGUUUAAGGCUACUUUCCCAUACGCUGAGGCUGCUGAGGAGGAACAAGAGCGAAAGUACAUCAAGAGUUUGGAGACAACCAGCACGGACGAAACAGCUGGCAAUGUCUGGAUCCCACCCCACUACGCGCUCGAGCUGGCUGAAGAAUACCAAAUUCUACCUUGGAUCAAGGCACUAUUGGACAAUACACCAAUUGAGACCAACCCUACCAAGGAUGCCACACCAAAGACAAUUUCCCCGCCUCCCAACUUCCUGAUGCCCCAAGAAUCACUGGCAGCGCCGACUCCAAGUCGUGGUCGUCCUCGAAGAGCAGCUUCACCGAGCAAGAUUGCGUCACCAAAGAAGACAGCUGGAUCAACGAGAGCACGAAAGACCAGGGCUACAUCAGAGUCUGUCAAGUCGGAAUCUGUUGAGCCUUCGGUACAAACUGCGAGCGAGAACCUCAACAAGUCAUUGAAAGCUGCUGCUGCCGAGACCAAUGGGGAGGUUGAGCCUAAGUCCGAAUCAAAGAAGGACGCUGAAAAGCCCAAGGAAGAGACAAUAGAUGAGGAGCCUAAGGUUCGCGUUCACGUGGAUACCGAUGUGGAAGUCAAAGGCGACUCGGAAAUCACGCACACUCAUGUUGAGGUGGAGAUGCCAGUUGGCUUUGCCGAGUUACCACUUCCUGAGGACACUGAAGCGAUGAUCGCAAGGGCUAAAGAGAUGGUUGAGGCAGCGGUGCAGGCUCAGAAAGAAGAACCGGCUGCUCUCCCACGGAGGAGCAAGCGCAAGGUUGAGGAGGCAGAGGAUGAGGAGAACGAAGAUGGAGGCGAGUCUGUUGCUCAAGCUCCUGCAAAGAAGGCUAAGACGGAAGUUACAGAGCUCAAGAAGGAGCGCAUCAAGACUCGAGCUUUACUUGGAAUUAGUGCUACGUUGGUUCUUGGCGCUGCUGUACAAUAUGCCUUUGGUGCUUUCUGA
Molecule: messenger RNA, 1248 nt
Organism: Cadophora gregata
Lineage: Eukaryota; Fungi; Ascomycota; Leotiomycetes; Helotiales; Ploettnerulaceae
Exons: 3
Coding region: 1-1248 (415 amino acids)
Biological process (GO): meiotic attachment of telomere to nuclear envelope; mitotic telomere tethering at nuclear periphery
Cellular component (GO): nuclear membrane complex Bqt3-Bqt4
Molecular function (GO): DNA binding
Source: RefSeq, a predicted model, not a curated record